Molecule: messenger RNA, 1431 nt
Organism: Elephantulus edwardii (Cape elephant shrew)
Lineage: Eukaryota; Metazoa; Chordata; Mammalia; Macroscelidea; Macroscelididae
Product: stromelysin-1-like
Exons: 10
Coding region: 1-1431 (476 amino acids)
Biological process (GO): proteolysis; collagen catabolic process; extracellular matrix organization
Cellular component (GO): extracellular matrix
Molecular function (GO): metalloendopeptidase activity; zinc ion binding
Source: RefSeq, a predicted model, not a curated record
AUGAAGAGUAUUAUCAUCUUUGUGCUAUUAUGUCCAUCAGUUCUCUUGGCUUACACACUGGACAAGACAGUGAGGAAAGAUUCAAACAUCGACGUUGUCCAGGAAAACCUUGAAAAUGGCUAUAAUCAGGGGAAGGAUAUAAAACAAUUUGUGGGAAGAAAUGACAGCAGUGCUGUGGUUAAAAAAAUCCAGGAAAUGCAGAGGUCCUCUGGGUUGAAGGUGAUGAAGAAGCGGGACUCUGGCAUCCUAGAGGAGACACUUGUGCCCAUAUGUGGAAGAUCCAUGGUUGGUCAAUUCUCUAGAUUACCUCGUACAACCAAGUGGAAGAAAACUAACAUUACAUACAGAAUUACGAACUACACAUCAAAGCUGUCACGUUAUUCUGUUGAUUCUGCCAUUGAGAAAGCUCUGAAACUCUGGAAGGCGGUGACUCCUCUCACAUUCACCAGGCUUUAUGAUGAAGAAGCUGACAUAAUGAUCUCUUUUAUGAGGAGAGAUCAUAAAGACUUUGGAUCUUCUGAGGUAGAUAACUCUUCUCUGGCUCAUGCCUAUUUGCCUGGAAGAGGGUUAGGUGGAGAUAUUCAUUUCUAUGAUGAUAUACAAUGGACAGGAGAUUAUUCAGGGAAAAAUUUUCUCCAAGUGGCUGUUCAUGAAGUUGGUCAUGCCCUGGGUCUCUAUCAUUCAAACAACCCUGAAGCUUUGAUGUACACAUUCUACAUGAAACCAGAAAAACAAUCCAUGUUGUGCCUUUCUCAGGAUGACGUGAAACAAAUUCAAUAUCUCUAUGGACCUCCACCUUCCUGCUCUAAUAAAACCACGAUGCCCGAGGAAUCCAUUUCUACAAAAUCUCAGCCACCAGUCAAGUGUGAUCCUAACUUGUCAUUUGAUGCAGUCACUACUAUGAGAGGAGAAACUCUCUUCUUUAAAACCAAACAUUUUUGGAGACUAAUGAAACGAUUUCCUGAACCUGUACUGCUUCGUAUUUCCUCACAUUGGCCCUCUCUUCCAUCAAGGUUGGACGCUGCAUAUGAGGCUCAUGCCAAGGAUACUGUCUUUAUAUUUAAAGCGGAUCACUUUUGGGCCUUCAAAACCCUAGAGCUACAAGCAGGUUAUCCAAGAAGCAUCUACACACUGGGCUUUCCUCAAACAGUCAAGAAAAUUGAUGCAGCUUUUUCUGAUAAGGAUAGCGGGAAAACCUACUUUUUUGUACAGGAGAAAUACUGGAGAUUUGAUGAGGCUAGCCAGUCCAUGGAUCAAGGUUUCCCCAGACUAACAAUUCAAGACUUUCCAGGAGUUAACCGAAAGAUCAAUGCUGCACUUAAAAAUUCUGGAUUUGUUUAUUUCUUCAGUGGACCAUUACAGAUUGAGUUUGACCCUAAUACUAAGAAGGUGACAAAGCGUGUGAGGGCUAACAGAUGGCUAGGCUGUUAA